This is a messenger RNA of Stylophora pistillata, 1867 nucleotides long. Its product is annotated as protein arginine N-methyltransferase 5. Gene Ontology annotation, biological process: peptidyl-arginine N-methylation; regulation of DNA-templated transcription. Lineage: Eukaryota; Metazoa; Cnidaria; Anthozoa; Scleractinia; Pocilloporidae. The record is from RefSeq and is a predicted model, not a curated record. Gene Ontology annotation, cellular component: cytosol; nucleus.
UGCAUAGCUAAAUAGAGUUUUCAAAAUGGCGGAUCAACGAGUGUCAUGUGGUCGAGAUUUCUUCUGUGUUCCUGAUCUUGCCGGAGCGUUGAAGAAUGCUACGAACGGAGGAUUUGAUUUCAUCUGUGUUCCCAUAUGUCAUCCAAGAUACCGGAGAGAAUUUCUGGACCCUGUACCAGAUCGGACUGGGGCGUUUACACGAUCAGAUCUGGUACUGCCAAGUCAAGAUUGGAACAGUCUGAUUGUUGGUAAAAUCUCACCUUGGCUGAACUUGGACUCGCUGAAUGAGACUGUAAGAAAAAACUCCGAGAAGGCUUUACACCAGGAGCUGUGUUAUUCUGUUCAUUUGAGUCUUCCAGCUGUUCUUGUUCCAUUAAAAAGCUACAACUGUGUAAACCUUGCCCAGCACAUCAACACAAGUAUAACUGACACACAUGUCCAACAGGUCUGGGUUCAUGUGCCAAUGAAAAGCCCUGAGGAUGACUGUGAUAAGCAUUUGUUUGCUGACGAGGAAGAAGUUUCAGGAAAUGAGUAUGAGAAAGAUCCUUGGGAAUGGUGGAAUUUGUUUAGAACCAUUUGUGGAAACAGUAAAAGAGUUGGCUUGGCGUUGGAGAUCUCUGCUGAACUUCCUUCAGAAGAAGAACUAGAAAGAUGGUGUGGGGAACCAAUCAAAGCAGCAAUCCUACCCACAAGUUUGUUUCUCACAAAUAAGAAGGGUUACCCUGUGUUGCCCAGAGCCCACCAGGCUUUUGUCAGGAGAUUGUUUAGGCUAAAUACUCAACUGAUUCUGACUGGUGUCAACAAGCACAAGGACAAGGGCCUGGGAUUUUAUUACCAGUACCUUGCUCACCUUUAUCAGACACAGCCAGAGCUAGACAAUGUGAGUCAGUUUGCAAAGGGAUACGAGGACUACCUACAAUGCCCACUUCAGCCCUUGAUGGACAAUCUUGAGUCUCAAACCUAUGAAAUAUUUGAACGAGAUCCCAUUAAAUACAGACAGUACCAGAAGGCUGUGCACCAGGCCCUACUGGAUAGAGUUCCAGAAGACAAGAAAGAUUCUUAUGUCACGUCGAUAGUUCUUUCCAGAUUGGAGACAUUGAAAGAAGAGGAAUGGAAUGGUAACGUAACCGUCGUCUCAUCGGACAUGCGCGAGUGGGAUGCUCCCGAGCAGGCCGAUAUACUUGUGAGCGAGUUGCUGGGAUCUUUUGGUGACAAUGAGCUUUCUCCAGAGUGUUUAGACGGAGCACAGAGGUUCCUGAAAGAUGAUGGGAUCAGUAUUCCCUGUGAAUACACGUCUUUUCUAGCGCCAAUAUCUGCUCCUAAACUACAUAACGAAGUGUCACAGGGAAACGACACCACCAAGGGUCCACUGGCCCCGUUUGAGACUCCGUACGUUGUAAGACUUCACAACAUCACCGCUAUAGCGCCCCCACAACAGUGCUUCCUUUUCACGCAUCCAAACAGAGCCAGCAGAAUCGACAAUUCUCGAGUGAAAUCACUUGAAUUUGAAGUGAAGACGAGUUUUACUAUGCACGGCUUCGCUGGAUACUUUGAAACCGUACUCUAUGGGGACAUUAUGUUAAGUAUCAAACCCGACACUCAUUCCGAAGGCAUGUUCAGCUGGUUUCCAUUUUUCUUUCCCAUAAAGGAACCGCAGUACGUUACUGCGGGCUCGACAGUAAGUUGCCACUUCUGGAGAAAAUGCACACCGAAAAAGGUCUGGUACGAGUGGUGUAUAUCACGUCCCGCCCCAGUUCCCCUUCAUAAUCCCGGAGGAAGAUCUUACGUCAUUGGACUCUAAAACGUUGAGAAUAGUUGUGCGAUUUCUGAUUGUAUCGUUCCUGUCAAUAAAAGACCUAAAAGUCGA